AUGUUUGACUUCUUCUCAAGACAGGAUCAAGAGCAUGAGAGCGGCUGCGAGCGCAUGGCGAAGAGCAUCCUUUGCGCCAUCUGCGGCUUCCCCAUCUUCCUGCUCACAGCCUCCAUCUUGCUGGGCUGGAACGAGAAGCGAGACGUCUGUGAACAAGCCGCCAUUCUGUCCGGAGAGGCGGCCUAUACGAGCGUCGGCUGCACCGACGCCUCAGCCUCCUCAGGCAGCUUGGUGUUCUUCAAUUGCGACAUCUCGUCCACGGGGCUGUCGCCUUUGGGCUUCGAAGGCUUCAACGCCGGAGACUUCUCCACCACAUUGGCCUCCUAUGCGCCCCGGUUGGCACUGGCGUGA
Effrenium voratum is the source of this 351-nucleotide messenger RNA. The record is from the annotation of a GenBank genome assembly. Lineage: Eukaryota; Dinophyceae; Suessiales; Symbiodiniaceae.